Molecule: messenger RNA, 5670 nt
Organism: Notodromas monacha
Lineage: Eukaryota; Metazoa; Arthropoda; Ostracoda; Podocopida; Cyprididae
Source: the annotation of a GenBank genome assembly
AGAGAUUCUAGUGUACAUCUUCAUCGAGAAUUAUUUUGUGUCGUCGGUUCCCUUGUGCUUUGCAGUUCGUUUCAUCGAGAUGUAUGGUUCUUUCUUAUAUUGAAUAUCGCAUGGCAUGUUCAAAGUGCCAAGUUUCCUCUCCUUGAUCUCGCGGGCGACUAGAACCGGGGCGUGCCGAGGCGGCGCGUUGAUUUUAGUGUUGCAUGGCUGCGGGGCCGGGUACGCCGUGCUGAAGGGUUGCGAUCGGAACGCAAGGCGAAGCAUGAAUGAAGCCGCUGGGAUCGGAGCGGGAGCGUGUGAUGUUGGGUCUGACUGUUGGGUGCCGAACCGGGCCCAUUUGAAUUGCUUGCGUGGGUACGGCGUUGCUCACAACGCGGCUGUGAAGGCUCUAUACUAUACCGGAAACGAUUGCCCAGAAUUGGCUUUAGCUUGGGUGAUAGAGAACUCGGGAUCGCCGGCGGAAGAGGAGGAACUGCCGCCGGAAUUGCAGCGACACAUCGUCGACGAGAGUGCCGCCAUGGGCAACACGGACAGCCAGAAUAAGCCCCGCGCUGCCGCCGUGGGAGACGAAGGCUACAAGAUGGUGUUUGUCGUGAACACAGAGCUCGGCAUGGGUGUGGGGAAGGUGGCUGCCCAAGUGGGCCAUGCCGCAGUUGGGUUAUUCAGCGACUUGAUUGCCGAAAAAUCUGUAUACGAUCAGAGCGUACGGGCUUGGGAAGAAUAUGGUGCGAAGAAGAUAUGCUUGAAGGGUCAAUCCACUCAGCAUUUAACCGGUCUUCGGGCACACUGUGAAGAAGUGGGCCUGCCGUGUUACCUGGUUCGCGACGCAGGCCGAACCCAGAUCCCGUCGGGUUCGCUCACCGUGCUCGCCGUAUUUGGUCCUGAAUCCCAAGUGAACCUCGUCACCGGUUCACUGCAGCUACUUUAAGAACACGAAUAAUAAAAAAAAACAAUGUCGUGGACGAAGGCUUGAAAGAGAGGAUCUUCCGAGGUCACUGAGGAAGAAAUCGAGGUCGACUCGGUCGUGUUUCGCUCUUGGGAUCAUCGCUAGAUGGAGGUAUCAGGUCAAUCGUGGUUGAGUCCUCUCGUUGACUGCGGAUUGAAACGCCUAACUUAUGGGCGGGAAUUGAUGAACGUAACCGAUGCUAACCUUUUUUUUAAAUUUUAAAUUGCCUGUUUCUUUUGCUUCCGCGCUUCCCGAUUUCAUUGAUAAUCUUUUAUGAAUUCCGCUCUUGUUCUUUCGCGACGCGAGUCACAGUUGUUCCAUCUUCUUGGUUCGUUCAGUCACUGCAUUGUGAUUCCUGUUCGCCUUCACGACGAAUUAAAAACAAUUGUUGGGGAUUAUCGCUCCGUUUUUGAAGUCAUCGCGUACUUUUCUUCUCUUGUUUACGUUGUGAUGCUUGCGAUAAACCGAGAGUAUUUUUUAAAGUUGCGAAUGCAUGAUUAUGAAAUUUGUGUCGAAUCCAAAUGGGAUACCUGAAUUGGAUGAAGGAGCUGAACUUUUUUGGUCAAAUAAAUUGCCAUGAUGACAAAGAUGACGAAUCGGACGCGGCAGUGUGACACGCGAAGUUUCCCCGUUCUGGGGUGAAUUUCGUGGACACCUGUUGUUUGUUGUCGACGAUUGAGGCAUUUGUCUGAGCAUUCUAUUUCUCUGAAAUCUCUCACCAGUCGAAACAAGUUUUUGCUGAAAGAUCUCAAAAACUCUGAAAAUGAUCCGAAAAAGUCCUCUAGGCACCUUCGGAAAAUAUGAGGAAAUAGUCUCAAAUUUAGUUCAACGGGCAUUUUCAGAAUUGACCAUAAACCCUCCAAGAAUUGAACAUGUUGGAUGUAAAAUAAGUUUUUUCUGAGCUUUUAUUUUUCGAACUACUGUAUUCUAUAAUUUCAAGAGAAAGCUCGAUUUAUAGCUUUAAAUGUGCGAGAAGAAAAUAUUGAGGACCAUUUUCUUCCAGGCUUGAACCGGAUACAGAAAAUUAUUUUGGGGAGGAAAAAUCGUGGCAUGUUCUCCGGACAACCGCUUCCGUUUGGGCCCUGGGAAACGAAAAAGAGAAAAAACACUGGCCGUUUCCGGAAUUUAACCUGCUCCUGGUGCAUUGGAGAUUUGUGAAACUUAAUUCAUUCUAGGGAAACUGAUCAAUGUCUUACGAAAUUUCAGAUGUCAGUUUGACUUUCACUCAGCCAUUUCAAUACUUUAUCUGGUUAUUUUAUCUGUUCUCUCUCUUCAGAUGUGUCAAAUUGUUCAUUUUAGGACGCAUGCAGUUGGAAUUAAAGCAGGGGAAAAGUAUUGAAUUUUCAGUUUCAACUUUGAAUGUAACAAAACACAUCAGACUUCAAUUGUGAAAUCGAAGUUUUGAAUUAUGAAAUUUUUUUAAAUUUUUGCUUCCAUAAGAAAACCAUUCUCUGCCACCAUUCUGCAGUUGUACGAAAAAAUCCCGCUGGGGUUUGUUAGGAAAAAGCCAAAGUUCACUCUUCCGUUAUUCGGGCACCAAAAAUUUACUUGAAUGAUGCCAAUAUUCUCCAUUUUCUCAUUACGCAAAUUUCAUAUGAAAUGAUUUUGGUUCAUUUGCACGUGAAUCUACCGACUUUGUUUUCUUCAUAUAGGAAGCAGUGAUCGUGACCAUGAAGAAAAAGGUUCUUUUAAUGGGUAAAAAUGGGUCGGGGAAGACGAGUAUGCGGUCGAUUAUUUUCGCGAAUUAUGUUGCACGUGAUACUCGAAGACUCGGUGCUACAAUUGACGUUGAGCACUCGCACGUGCGAUUUUUGGGGAACCUGUUCCUGAACCUGUGGGACUGUGGCGGUCAAGAAGCAUUCAUGGAGAAUUAUUUCGCAUCCCAGAGAGACAAUAUAUUCAAGAACGUCGAAGUGCUCAUCUACGUGUUCGACGUAGAAUCCAGAGAAUUGGAGAAAGACAUGCAUUAUUACCAGUCGUGCCUCGAAGCAAUUUUGCAAAAUAGUCCCGAAGCGAAAGUUUUCUGCCUUAUUCACAAGAUGGAUCUGAUUCAAGAAGAUCAACGAGAUUCGUUGUUCGCCAUGAGGGAGGAUGAACUGAAGCGGUGUUCUUUGCCCCUCCAAUGUCGCUGUUUCAGGACUUCCAUCUGGGAUGAAACUUUAUACAAGGCCUGGUCCGCCAUUGUCUAUCAGCUUAUUCCCAACGUUCGUCAACUAGAGAUGAACGUGAAAGCCUUCGCGGACAUAAUCGAAGCAGAUGAAGUGCUGUUGUUCGAAAAGGCGACUUUCCUCGUGAUUUCGCAUUGCGAACGGAAACCGCACAAGGACGUUCAUCGGUUCGAGAAGGUCUCCAACAUCAUCAAGCAGUUUAAACUGAGUUGCUCGAAGCUUGCUGCACAGUUUCAGCGCAUGGAAGUGCGGAAUUCCAAGUUUGCAGCAUUCAUCGAGUAUUUCACGUCGAACACUUUCAUUAUGGUCGUCAUGUCCGAUACUACAAUACCUCCCGCUGCCACCUGGCUAAAUAUCAAGAAUGCGAGAAGGUGCCAGAAGGAUUCCCGAAAAGCCUUCUUUUUGCAGCGGGAUGUGACUGUGAUCGUAGGUCGAGGGUCCAGUGCUGAUUUGGUAGUGAAAGCGUCUUAUGUCAGUCGGGUGCACUGCGAACUUCGGGUAGAUACUGGUGGAAAUGUUCGCGUAUUCGAUGCAAAAUCCGCUUCCGGAACGUUUGUCAACGGUCGUGCCGCCGUUGAGAAAGGGAAGGAAGUCGAGGUCAGUAACGGGGACUGGAUUGCGUUCGGGAACCCGGAUGACAAGUUUGUCCUCGAGAAUCGCAAGUGCCGGGUGAUGGUGUGCAAAUGUGACAAGGAGACCAAGGCGAGGAUCAACCGGGUUCUCGAAUGCCUUGGAUGUGUGAGAACGCAGCAACAGUUCGAUGCUCGAGAACCCCCAGAUUACAGCGUUUUCCCAGAGAGUUCAAUUUCAACGCGGUUUAUUUGUGCCUUGGUCUACAAUUCUCAAGUUGUAACUCCGGAUUACUUUCUGGGUUUGGCUGGGAUGAAGGCGGGCAUGCUUCCCGACCCGGAUGCAUUCAGGCCCCCGCCUGAGGACAAACUGAAAGCUGCUGCGGUUCCCAGCGUUUUUGGCGUCGAUUUGAAGAGGUCGAAGCUUUUCGCGGGCCGGCUAUUUGUGUUCGGGUCGAGAUUCACAAUGGACAAUGUUGGAAUUGCUGUCGAAGGUGCUGGUGGAAAAUCCUGCACCUAUGAUCAAGGAACCCAUCGGCACUUUGAUUCCAACACUGUUUACGUACUCCCUGUGGAAACUCCGGAUGCCCCAAUACCUUCUCACAUUCACUGCAAACGCGGCAUUGACGUUCGAGAGAUCGCCUUAGCUAUUAUUUUCACCACCACUGAAGUCUUCACUAACCCAGACCUCGAAUGCGACAUCGAAAACUAUCAAGAUUACGUCAUCGCUCUCAACCACCCAACGCAAAUUCUCCCAGGAUUCACUCAAUCCGUCGAUUCCGCUGCAAACACUGUCCCAAAUCCACCGUCAUCUUUGCGUCCUGUUUCUUUGGACGCGAAUGAUGAUCUCUUCGCCCCGACGAGCAAGCGUCAAAGAUCACUGGACGCUGAUGAUGAUCUCUUCAGUGAGCGGAAAAGUCUUCGCAGUGCCGUAUCUCUAGACGGAGACGAAGAUCUUUUCGGGGAUGAUUCGAAAGACACUGAACAACCGAAACGUCGCAGAAUCGAAGAGGCUGAUGCGGAAGAAGGAGAAAAACGGGUUCAAGAAGUGCUUGUGAAGCGAAACGUGCCUCUGAAGUCAUGCGCCGAUGAAUUCGUGAAGCCGGCUACCGAAGCCCUCCGGAAGCCGUUAGGAGACAUCACAAAGCCGGCCGCCAUAUUGAAGCCGUUGAAGCGCAAGGAUGCUUCUCGAGUCAUCGAAGAGUCGCACGGCAUGUUGAAGCCGUUGACACGUAAGCAAGAAUUAGUCACGGAGAAUAAUCAUUCCACUCAACUGACGGCGAAGAACUUGACGAAAGCGACUGAAAUGAAAUUCCAACCACCUGUCGAAGAAUCAACUCCUUUACAACGAACUGAGGAGCAUGAAUCUGAAAUGAUUUCAGAGGAAACACCUUCUGUGAAGCAGGAGUCGUGUUUGAAUGACACUUGGCUGAACAGAACGAUGCUUCGCUUGACUCUCGAUGACUCGAAGUUGAACUGUGUCGAAACCCGGGAUUUAACUAGGGUUGAAACACCAGCUCAGGAAACGGUUUCUGUUCGUCUUGAUUCGAACGCUUCUGUCUGCGAUGACCGCAGAUUCCGGAAACAGCUGCACUUCGUGGCCCAUCCAUCAGAGAUUGUGUCCGGUGAAACCCUGACAUCGUUCAACACUCAAAACUCUUUCCUCGCGCCAGACGAAGUUGACGAAGUGUCGGCUGUUUUCUCGCGAAUGGAUAGGAUCGAAGAAUCACGAGAGAAUGUGUCCGAGAAAAAUAGAUUCGGUGGGAAGGCGAAAGGAACGAGGUUUGAUGAUGACGUUAGUGUGAAAUCUAAAUUCGGUAAACGAACUGCCUCUCGGGUAGAACCCGAAGUGUCCAGCCUGCGAAGUGUUACCCAAGGAAGCUCUGGGUCUUUUACCCGUUCUAGUUCGCGACCUGUCAAACGAUCCCGGUUUGACUGAUUUAAGUUGUUGGAUUUUCCGAUCCCUCAUGUUACUCAAUUUCCUCUU